Messenger RNA from Mesorhabditis spiculigera, 768 nucleotides. Lineage: Eukaryota; Metazoa; Nematoda; Chromadorea; Rhabditida; Rhabditidae. The record is from the annotation of a GenBank genome assembly.
AUGCCGGCCGCCGCCCAGGGCCAAACAUGGUCCGAGAUUCUGUGCUGUCCGAGCUGUGGAGAGAUGUUCGGCAUUCCACGAGAGCCGGUCACUUCGAUUUGUGGCCACAUUAUCUGCCGGCCAUGUACGCACGUGUACCCCGGAGCGUACUGUCCUAUCGAUCAGGCCGAAAAUCGCUACUCCCUCCAAGAAUUGCCGACCAAUUCGGCAAUCCUUUCGAUUGUCGGGGUCCAGAAAGACGUUUCCCAUGAAAUUGCACGUCUUCUAGCCCAUUAUGGCCGUCAUCCAGAGGAGAUAAAUUCAAUUGUGGAAUGUCAUUUGAAUCUACAUGUAUUGGCUGGGUACCUGAGAAAGGCGAAUUCAGAAAGGGGAGGCAGUGUUUGGAGCGAGGUGCUUAGUCGGACCCUACAGCGAAAAUUGGUCUCUCUGCUAUGUAUGCAGGUGGUUGACGAUGAGACGAAGCCAAAAAUCCUACGUACUCUGCGUAGCGUGGCGGAACGGGUACUGAGCGAACUGUUGUCCCAUCAACAAUCUUCUCACAGUCUUUCCACCCAAUUAUGGACGGCCGUCCGUGCGAGGGGAUGCCAAUUUUUGGGGCCAGCAAUGCAAGAAGACGUGUUGAAGCUCAUUUUACUAACGUUGAGCAAAGGUGCUUCGAUCGCUAGGAAAACGCUAGUGAUGUAUAUUGUGCAGACGUUGCUGGAGGAUUAUCCACAGAAGUUCAAUAUACCCCAGCCAAUUGCGAAAAAAAAUUGGGUAACUGACAUC